This is a messenger RNA of Lonchura striata (white-rumped munia), 5286 nucleotides long. RefSeq names its product peroxisomal membrane protein 4 (gene PXMP4). The record is from RefSeq and is a predicted model, not a curated record. Lineage: Eukaryota; Metazoa; Chordata; Aves; Passeriformes; Estrildidae. Gene Ontology annotation, cellular component: peroxisomal membrane.
GCGGCGGGGCGCCAUGGCCGGCGGGGCCAUGGCGGGUGGCGGGGAUGCGCUCCGCGCCCUGCUCCGCGCCGCCAACGCGCUCCUGCGGCAACGCCGCUACCGCGCCGCGCUCGCCGUCAUCAAGGGCUUCCGCAACGGCGCCGUUUAUGGAGCCAAAAUCCGUGCCCCACAUGCCCUGGUGAUGACUUUCCUGUUCAAGAGUGGAAGUUUAAGGGAGAAGCUGAAAUCCAUUGCCCAGGCCACGUACGCUCACUCCCGGAACCUGGCCUAUUUUGUCUUCACCUACAAGGGGCUCCUGGCAGCCCAGGGGAAAAAAACCCCAUUUCAUUCUUUCCUCGCAGCCUGCAUUGGGGGCUGGCUGGUGUUUGGUGACAACAAUCCUGUCAACAGCCAGAUCAUCAUGUACCUGCUGUCCCGCAUCCUGUUCGGCUUGGCCCGCCUGGCUGUGGACAAGGGCUACAUCCCGCAGCCCAGGCAGGAUCCCUUCCCUCUGCUGGCUGCCCUGGUGUGGGGCACAGUCCUGUGGCUCUUCGAAUACCACAGGGAGACUCUGCAGCCCUCCCUGCAGUCCUCCAUGACCUACCUGUACGAGGACAGUGAGGUGUGGCACGACGUGUCUGACUUCCUCAUUUACAACAAAAGGACAGACAGCAAGUAGGUGCUUCAGUCUAAAACAUCUUGGAAUGGGAUGGGACUUCCCAGCAGCUGAGGGAACAGGUUAUUCUGUUUCUCAUGACCUGUCAAUUUUUUAAAGUAACAUCUGUCAAGCAGAGUUGACUCUUGUCUCCAGGCCAGAAUGUUUGGCUCCUUUUAGAGCAAGCACACACCCCAGAGAAACUUGUUGCAGUCUUUUUUAAGAGGCCUUAUUUUCCCUACAAGUGUGGCAUUGGGGUUUGUUCUUUAAAAACUAAAUAUAUUUAUAAUAUGACAGCCUGACACUAACUGAAGAGUAUGAAAACACAUUCUAGGGCUCAUCUGAAUGUUUACAAGUGGGUUUUUUUCUGUGCUGCUGUGCUCACUGUGGUGUGAUCAGGGGUGAAUGGAGUGGGGGACCUGCUGAGCUCUGAAAGCAGGGCCAUCAUUUCUUCAUUGCUGUGGAUGGCUGGGAAUCCUGUUUAAACUAUUACAGAGACAGUUGUAUGCUCCUUGAGAGAUUUCCUCUGCAGUUUUCCCUCAGGGAAACAAUAAAAUGUCUGAGAAUAGAGCUGUUAGGAUUGUCUUGUACAAGCCUGGUAAAUCAGGCUUGGAAAGACUGUUUUUACUUGGUUUCUUUCCUGCACUUGGUCUGAAUCUGAGCCUCUGCAAAGUGCACUAAUGAAUACCCUGUAAUUAUUUUAAACUUGUCUGUAAAGCUUUUAAAAGCUGCUUGAUCUAAAUACCAAAAACAGUUACACAACUUGAGCUCUAUGACCAGGCCUCAGAUCUCAUGCUGGGCACUUGGUGUGUCCAAGGGAGCAACAUUUCCCAAGCACUUUUAUUUUGGUGGAGCAUGACAAGGCUUUCUCUGAGGUCCAGAAUCUGCCCUCCACAGCAGUAGAAUGUGUUGGCUGUAACCAGAUUUGAAACUGAUUUUGUACUGUUCUGUAGUUUGUGCUUAAUUUAAUGGAUUAAUUUAUUAAUUAUCUUCCUCUCAAAAACACUCUGCUGAGUCCCAGGGUAUGGUAGCACACCCUGGACUGUAAUAGAAAAUUGACUAGAGAGCUGAUGAAGCACAAAAACUGGUUUAAUUAAUCAAUUAAUAAAUUCAAACUCCUCAUAGUGCAAAGCACUUACGUGCCAUACAACACUACACAGUUCACUCAAUGAUGUGCAUGGAAAGAAUUCCUGCCACACUGGUUUGAUGUGGUGAUAUUUCCAAGAGAAUCAUUAAGCCCUUUUGGCUCACUUGGGACUGUUUGGUUCACUUUCCCUGUAUCCACCUGCCCAUGGCAUUUCAUAAUCCUGCUAAUGCUCUCUUUGUCAUCUUUAGAACUCUUUACCCUCCAAGCUCUGGCAAUUUCUCCUAUUCAAUGGUACAGCUGAAACAGUACAUUUAACUUCAGGGAGCUUCUGAGUAGAAAACAAUUCUCAAUUUCUUCUUAAGUAAUUUGUCCUUCUCCACCUAAACUCCUUUAUUACUGUUGCAUAUAUUCAGAGUGCUGCUUUGCUCUUUAUUUUUCCACUUCCCUUUUCCAUGCAAAUCCAUGAUGUACAUGGUGCCCAAAAACCAAGAUACUACUUUGUCAUAAUAACUCUCUAUAAUCCCUUCAACUUCUAAUUCACUGCUGUUACAGUCUGGAGUGAAUAAUUGAAUUGGAACAUCCAUCAGACCCCAUGAAAACUGUAAAAUUAGGAAUUUGGUUUCUUUCUUUUGGUUAAAUAUUUUUCUCUGUAUAGAGAAGCAUAAAGGUUCAAUACAGAAAAACUGCUGAAGCUACAGGUGAGGUCUGAUUCCUUUAUAAAAAACAUCUUUCCUUCCACCACUGUUGGGUAUUUGAAGCAUCACAAUUUUUCUGUCAGAAGCCUCAGUAUUGUUCCAACCAAGAGUGUUGGUAUUCUCCUAAAAUUGCUGAAUUCCAGCAAGCUUGGAUGGGAUUUCAGAAAGCUGACAGCUGUGGCUUGGGAAUUGCUCCCUAAAACUAUUAAACUCACAAAUCCUUGACCAUGUGUAAUUAUUGCAGCAAAAGAAGCUGUGGGCUGGUUCUGUGAGCUGGGUGUCUCUGAGGUUUUGAUUUGUUAAAUUUGUGGCUGGUAUUUCUUUCUCUGAGAAGGGCCUGUGGUUCCCUUAGAGGUGGAAUAACCUUCCUCUGCUGGGCAUUGUACCACUGAUGCUGCUGGUGAAGCAGAGAAGGACAAGUGCCUUUCCUGACCUUUUCACACUGCUCUCUGUCCUCUCUAGAAAAUAAAUCCCAGCCAAAAAACAGCAUCUGCAAUCAGCCUGGCAGCAGUGACUGUGACUUCUCCUUGGUUCAGAACACCCUUUUUCUCUUGGGAAUCUCUCCCUUCCUAAGGAAACCAUGCCUGAGCCUGCAGCCAUCUGCAGAGGAGCUGCAGGAGGCAGCUGCCAUGCCUGGAAAAGCCCAGCUCCUCCCGGGAGCACAGCCCCUGGGGCUUUGCUGACCGUUGGUUUUCCUGCUGUGCUGGGCCAGGGCGUUAAGCUGCAAGUCACUGCUUUCCCCAGGGAAGUAAUUGGGACAGCUCCUUAAUGACCUCAGCCCCCAUGGCUGUUCCUGGGACCAGAGAGUGGGGAUGAGCCCCUUCUGCUGCCAAGGUGUUGGAACAAUGCAGGCGUGUAGUAGGGAAGUGAACUAGAAGUAAUUUGUCUGAGUCAGACUUUUGGGAUAUGUAAGUGACACUCCCUGCCCUCCCCCAGGGCAUUGUGUGGGGAAUGGAGUGCCACUGUUUGGGUUCCCUUUUUAUUAGCAUUAAAAGCAAAAGAAAUAAAGAGACAGUUGGGAAGCCACCUGCGAAUGGCCAAGUGCUUAAGGAUCACAAAAAAAGGCACAUUUUCUCCCCCCAGCCCCAAAUGGGUUUGAAUUUUAAGAUGAGCAUGGGGUUGUUUGUCUAGCAACUUUAUUUUCCCGUUAUUUCUUCCAUGACACCCGACUGAUGCUGGGUGUCUCCAAAGAGGAGCAGAGUGUCUUAAUCUUAGCUCAGUUUGUCAAAAGUGAGAACACUGGAUAAAAUUGAAGUGUUUAACAUGAUGCUUCUCCCUCAGAUUUUAAGCCUCUCUUAGAGGCAGUUUUAAAGGUUAAUGAAUUGAUCAAAAGUUUUUAGCAAUUCUGAGCUUUUCAAGCAGAGUGACUAUCCUGGGCUAUUAAUCAUUUAUUUUAUGAAGGAACAAAGCAGGCUCAGGGUUAUUUACUGCUGCUGCCUGCUGCCCUGGCAUACCCACUGUGCUUCCCAUCCCUUUGGAGGACAGCUUGUGUGCUGGAGCUGGCUCUGGAGAUGGCUGGAGAACCCUUUCCGGGACAAUUGCAUUAUUUAACAAAGGUGAAAAUGAGACAGCUGCCUGACAUUUGGGCUAGGAAGGUUUUCUGGGCUGUGUUUGGUGCUGGCAGUGAAGGAGAGGGUAUUUGUGAGAGCAAAACCUGUGUUUGGCCACGCAGUGCUGCAGAGGAGGGCUCGAGGAGGCUGGGGCUGCUGGAGGUGUGACCCUGUGUCUGUAACGGGACAGUGCAUCUGUGCUGGCCACCACCCCUGUGUCUGUGCAACAGCCACAGAACUGCCCCUGUGCAGGGCAUUUGUCAGAGAAUUGUGGGAUGCUUCAGGUUAGAUGGAACCUUAAACAGCAUUCCACACCUUCCUCUAUCCCAGGAGGCUCCAAGCCCUGUCCAGCCUGACCUUGGACACUUCCAGGGAUCCAGGGGCAGCCACAGCUCCUCUGGGCACCCUGUGCCAGGGUGGAGAGGGCGCAGAGAAUCUUUGAUAUUGGUGCUGUGAGACUUUCUGCCCUGCUGGAGUGGAUCAAACUCUGCUUUACACCCAGCUGGGUGUGGGUGGAAGAGCAGAGAUGAUCCCUGGCUGCUGAAAAUGACCCAAAGCAGGGCCUCCCUGUGCAGCUGGGAGCUGCCAUGGCUGCCUGGUGCUGCUGGAGCAACCAGAACCCUGUGCAGAUCCCUCACCCCAGAGAAGCUGCUGGGACUCCAACUCGUUUUCCCUGCAUCAGCACAAAGGUGACCUUUGGAUAAUACCCCAAGCUGUGUGCUGCUCCCUGUUUGUCAGGCUGUGUUUGUCUCUCUGGCUCAUGCCAGCCUGAAGCAGAGUGUGUUUUCCGAUGCUGCUUUUGAAACCAAACAGAUAAGGGAGGAGGGAAAAUAAGGCGUCAUGUCUGUCUGCCACUGUUAAUAUUUUUGGGGUGUUAAUCUUGAGUUUUCAACCUGUGUGUUCCUACCAGAUUGGUGGAGGAGGUAACUUUUUUUUUUUACUUAGAAAAAUUUUUGUGUUUCUGCUGAUGAGGAGGGAGAAAAACAAACUAAAAGCUCUAUAAUGCAGGUAUUAUUACCUCUGCUUUUGAGAUAUAUUUUGUAUUCAUAAUUGCCGUGUAAUCCCGGCCCUGAUUUUCUGACAGCAUAGAAUAAACUAAAGAACAUAAACUCAGGUAACUUACGUGACAGUGAUCAGAAUGCUUGUAGAAGUAUCUCAUAUUUUGGGUUUAAAACAAUAAAAAGAGAGGAUGGGGUUGUUGAUGUGGCUCUGUCCACUAUGCAUCACCUUCUUGUGGUCAUUAUUUCUGUAUAAUCACUCUUUGAAUAUUACAGUACUGUGCUUUGUCUACAAAUAAAAAUCCUAAUUUUUUGUCUUUUA